Necator americanus (New World hookworm) is the source of this 957-nucleotide messenger RNA. RefSeq lists its product as uncharacterized. The record is from RefSeq and is a predicted model, not a curated record. NCBI's taxonomy places the organism in Eukaryota, Metazoa, Nematoda, Chromadorea, Rhabditida, Ancylostomatidae. Gene Ontology annotation, biological process: anatomical structure development; regulation of transcription by RNA polymerase II. Gene Ontology annotation, molecular function: DNA-binding transcription factor activity, RNA polymerase II-specific; RNA polymerase II cis-regulatory region sequence-specific DNA binding. The transcript has 8 exons. Bases 1 to 957 code for a protein of 318 amino acids.
AUGGGCGGGACUUCCACGGAUCGUCGCUUUGUGUGCUACUCAGACACGUCGUCACAGCACUCACCACCGUCUCCUGGCAUGACCACCGAGUCGAUCACGUUUAAUCAUAUUCUUGGACAGGGCCGUGUUAAUCAACUCGGCGGAGUGUUUAUAAAUGGUCGCCCGUUACCGCAAGCUGUUCGUGUUCAAAUUAUUGAGAUGGCUUCGAAAGGAGUUAAGCCAUGCCACAUCAGCCGCCAACUUCGUGUUUCUCAUGGAGCCGUGUCGAAAAUUCUAAAUCGAUACGCAGAAACUGGAUCAAUAUCACCUGGACAGAUUGGUGGUAAUCCUCGUUCAAAGAUAUCUGUACAGUCGAUAGAGAAACAACUGAUGGUAAACUAUGAAGAGAAUCCAAAGCUUUGCGCCGCUGAACUCAGGCAGUUGCUGAUUGAACAAGAAGUAUGUUCUCGAGCUACGGCUCCUACCGUGGCGUCGAUCAACCGGUUCAUUCGCGGAAAAGGUUGGAACAGAGAGAAGAAACAGGAGAAGAAACGACUCAGUCACAGUAUCGACAGCAUUCUCGGCAUCUCCAUGGAUUCGGAUGGCAAGUCUUCAUCGUCGGAUGAUGAUUCGUUCUCACCGUCGGAAUCUCGCCGAAAUCGUACCUCAUUCACCGCCGAACAAUUAGAAACGUUAGAAAAUGCGUUCAAAGCUAACACCUAUCCGGAUGCGGCUGAGCGGGAGUCAAUCGCGAGGAGAACCGGGCUCACUGAGGAGAAGAUUAUGACGUGGUUCUCGAAUCGACGUGCUCGAUGCAGAAAACAUCUCCCAAUGUAUCCGUCAAUAUUCCCUGCGGUCGUCCCGCCACCACAAUCUGCGGGAUCACUAUUUCCGAUGCCACCAACGCUGCCAUUAUUCAUGUCCACUACUCCUCUGCUAUUUCCGGCAUUUCCACCCCAUACGGAUUUACCAUCAUAA